AAUCAGUCAAUUAAAGUUAAAUCAAUUGAAAUAUUUUCUUCACUGUAAUCUCUCUUCAUCAUCUUCAAUUUUCUUCUCUCUCAAUCAUUCAGAAAUAUUUUCACUCACAAACCUCUCUGAAACUAGUUCCCCUGAUUUCUUCAGUUUGCACCUUGGUUGCCCUGUUACUUUCUCUGUUUUACCUUCUUUAUUUCAGAAUCUUUUUGCCCUAUUUCUAGUUUUUUUUUUUUCUUCUGUUUCAAUAUUUCUUAUUUCUUCAAUCGAAAAAAAACACACUUUUUGCUUUCAGUUAUUUCUCGAUUACUGGAAAGAAUUAUCAUUUCUCGUAUUUAUAGUUAAUUAUUUUCAUUUGAUUUACUUCUUUUCUGUUUUUCAAACUAGAAAAAAGUUAAAAAAAAAAUGGUUGAUGUUGCCGGGAGUAUCGGAAGUGUGGUGAGUCCUGUCCUUCAAGUUGCCGAGUGGUUGGCUGCUCCGAUUUGGCGUCAAUUUAAGUACUUGUUCAACAACAAGAGCAACUUUGACAAUCUCCAAGAAGAAAUUGACAAGCUGAAGAAUACAAGAGACGAAGUUCAGCAUAAGGUUACUGCUGCUGAGAAAAAUGUGGAAGAGAUCAAACAGAAUGUUAAGGACUGGCAGAAAGAUGUGGAGAAGACCGUUACUGAAGCAGAGCAGUUGAUUCAAGCGAAAGCAAACAACUCUCGAUGUUUCAAGGGAUUGUGCCCCAACUUCAUCACCAGCUACAAACAAAGCAAGAAAGCAUUCAAAUUAAAGCAGGAUGAUAUCGAUCCACUACUCCGGCAAGAAAAGGAAUUGGGUCCUGUUUCCUAUCCCACUAAUCCACCGGAGAUCUGGCUUAGAUCUAGUGAAGAUUAUUUGGCUUUUGAAUCAAGAAACUCCACUGUGAAGGAUGUAUGGAAUGCUUUAAAUGAUGAGAAUGUCUUCAUGAUUGGUGUUUAUGGGAUGGGUGGUCUUGGGAAGACCACGCUUGUGCAGGAACUUGGUAGGAAAGCCAAGGAGGAAAAGCUCUUUGAGGAGAUUGUUUUUGUGGAGGUUUCAGAAUCUCCUGAUGUAAAGAAGAUUCAGACAACAAUUGCAGAGAAAUUGGGUGUGGAAUUCAAAAAAGAAAGUGAAAUGGCAAAUAAGAUAUAUUCAAGAAUGAAGGACAAGAAUAUUCUUCUAAUUCUAGAUAACAUUUGGGAACCGCUAGAAUUUGAAAAGAUGAUAGGAAUUCCUUGCGGAGUUGAUCGUGGAAGAAAUAAACUUUUGUUCACAACAAGAAACUUAGAUGUGUUGGAGAGGAUGGGUUCCACAAAUAAUUUCAGGAUGGGCAUUUUAAAUGAAGAAGAAGCUUGGACCCUAUUCACUAAAAUGACAGGAAAUAUUAUUCAAACACGUGAAUUGCAUUCUCAAGCAAAAGAUGUAUGCAAGGAAUGCAAAGGAUUACCUAUUGUAAUUUGUACAAUGGCUAAAGCAUUAAAAAACAAGAGUCAUCCAUCUUAUUGGAAGUGUGCAUUGCAAGAAUUGAGAGCACCUUCUCCAAGAAAGUAUACAAGAUACCUAGAAGAGGAUUACGCAAAGAUCGCCUUAAGUUACAAGUAUUUAAGAGAUGAUGAACUUAAGAAAACGUUUUUAAUUUCUAGUCUAAUGAAAAAUAAUACUUCCAUUUCAGACUUGUUCAGACAUGUUGUGUGUCUGGAUGUAUUUGAUGGAGCUAAUUUGACAAUGGAAGAAGCACGAGAUAGACUAGAUAUAUUGGUUUGUGACCUCAAAGAUGCUUGUUUAUUGCUUGACGGGUUCAAAAGCGGCCAAUUUGCUAUGCAUGAUGUUGUUCGUGCUGUCGCCAUAACAAUUGCAUAUAUGGAUCACCAUGUGUUUACAGUAAGAAAUGACGUUGAACGAGAUUGGAAGGAUAGAGAUAAACUGAAGAAAUGCACAAUGAUCUCUUUACCUAGUGAAAAUACUAUUAUAAGUCAACUUUGGCCUAAUGAUUUGGAUUGUCCAAAUCUUGAAUAUUUCUAUAUGGGGGACUCUUCUUUCAAAAUCCAUGUGAAAAUCCCAGAGGACUUUUUCAUGGUGAUGCCAAACCUUCGAGUAUUGAAUUUGGAAAGGCUAUGGCAAUCAUCAUUGCCAUCAUCAAUUGAUCUUUUGACAAACCUUCAAACAUUGUGUUUAGAUAGUAGCAAAGUUGAAGAUUUUGCUAUUAUUGGAAAGCUAAAGACAUUAAAAGUUCUUAGCUUGCAAAGAUCAAAUAUUAAGGAGUUUCCUGCAGAAUUGGGUCAAUUGACUCAAUUAAGGUUGUUAGAUUUAAAUUAUUGUAGGAGAUUGGAAGUAAUUGCUCCAAAUGUGAUAUCACAAUUAUCCAAAUUAGAAGAAUUUUAUAUAAAGGGAUGCCCUAUUAAAUGGAAGGAUGGCGUACUCAAGGAAUUGAAGCUCUUGUCCAACCUCACCAAUUUAGAAUUGGAUAUUGAAGUUAACAAUGUGUUGCCUAAAGAUUUUGUUUCCAAAAAGCUUAGAAGGUACAAAAUAACAAUACGAGGUAAGGGUUAUGGAGAUCCAAUAAAUAAAUACUCAAGGAUUUUCGCGUUUGCCUGUAACUCUACCAUCUCCCAAGAAGAAUUAGGUGGAAUCAAUGAUGUUGAAGUCUUACACAUAGUUAAAUCUUCAGAUGACGAGGAGGAUCUUGAUGAAAAGCAAAUGCUGCCAUUAUUUAAGGGGAAGGUUAUUUUCACCAAUUUGAUGGCCUUGAAAUUGACCAAUAUUAGUUUUGGAAAGAUUUGGGAGAGUCAACUUUCAAUUUCUUCUUAUCAAAAUUUGACACAGUUGAUUUUGAAGAGAUGUGAUAAAAUGAAAUAUGUGUUUCCAUUUUUUAUAGUCAAAAGCCUCCAACAGCUCAAAUACCUUAUGAUAAAGAAGUGUAAGGUUUUAGAGAAGAUUGUUGAAGAAGAAGAAGGAGCAGAAGUGGUUGAUUCUAUCUUUCCACAGUUAAUGAAAUUGGAGCUUAGGUUUUUACCAAAACUUACUGUUUUCUAUUUAGGAGUAGAAGCUUUGGAAUUGCCAAUGUUGAAUACGUUGAAGAUAUCAUAUUGUCCAAACUUCACUUCAACAUAUCAAAGCUUCCAAGAUAAUAAUGAGGAAGGUGAAGUUCAAGUUUCUGGUUCAAAAUCCAUUUGCUUGGAGCAUAAGAUCAAUUCUGAUUUGAAGGUAUUUCAUUUUAAGGAUGGUGUGGUAUCUAUUACUUGGGAGAGUCAAUCUAAAACUCUUGAAACCUCCGUCAGAAAUCUUUCAGUGAAACUACUUCAAAAUUUUAACAAUUUGAAAGUGCUCAAAGUAUGUCGCAGCCUAUCUAAAGAAAUUAAAAGCCUAUUUGAUCUUCCAUAUCUUGAAGUUCUAGAUAUAGAUAGUUGUUACAGAAUGAUAAGUCUACCGACAUUCUCGACUUAUUUUCUACCUCUUAAAGUUUUGAAGUUAAGUUAUUGUCACGGGUUGAUAAAGAGGUUAAUAACACCUUCAAUGGCUAAAAGCUUGGUGCAUUUGAGAGAAAUGAGCAUAUACAGGUGUAAUUUGCUAACUGAAGUAGUAGAAGAUGAGGCUGAUGUAACAACAACUAACAUUGGUUUUCACAGUUUGGAGAAGUUGUCACUUAAAAAAUUAGACAGUCUUACAUGCUUUUGUUCUGGGAAUUACUCUUUCAAUUUUCCAUCUUUGAGAGUGUUAGUUAUAAAAGGAUGCCUCAAUAUGAAGACUUUCUGUCUAGGAUUCUUAAGCACUCCAAGGUUACACAAUGUCAAUUAUGAGAAUGAGCUAGUAGAGAUUGGGGAAAAUGACUUGAAUACAAGUGUACAACAAUCACACAAAAAAAGGAUUCCUCAAAGUUAUGGGAGGAAAGUGCGAAAUCAUAUGGUCAACGAGCUUUUUACUACUGCGAUUAUUGCAACAAAGACAUCACGGGGAGGAUCCGCAUGAGAUGUGCAAUUUGUCCUGAUUUUGACCUCUGUGAAGAGUGCUUCAGUGUUGGAGCUGAAGUGAAAACUCAUAAGAGCAAUCACCCCUACAAAGUUCAUGGACAAUCUCUCAUUCCCACUUAUAUGCCCUGACUAGAGUGCAGAUGAUGAAUUGCUGCUUCUAGAGAGUUAUAGGUGUCUCCAGUGGAUAACAACAAUAACUCCUUGAAGUCUCCUUUAGUAUUCGGCUUCGUGGAUUGAGGUCAUUUUUGUCAUCUCAGAUGGAGCUAGGAAUAUUUCUUUUAUAGAGUUGAAAAGCAGAUAACCAUGUUUCAUAUCCAAAUAGUCCUGAGUCCUCCGGUGGAACUUUCAGAAUGAAGCCUCUGCAUAGAUUGUGAGGCAUUGCAGCUCAUGUUCCUUCUGUUUAAAUUAAAUGUGCAUGAAUGCUUCAAGACGAAGACUUUCUCUCAACAAGGCUUAAGCAUGCUAAGGUUAAAGGAGGUGAACUAGAAAUAUUGCGUGAAGAAUGAGCUUAAUACAGUCAUACAAUCAUUACAAAAUGGAGAUGGAGAUGAAGUGAGGCUUUAUUUUUAAAGAUCAAAGGAAGAGGAAGCUAAUUAAGCAUGUGGUCUCCAGGUAAUUUGCCAGAAAUCGGCUGGAAAUGGAAGAAAAGGCUCUGGUUUCAGAGGCAAAAUUCAUGAGAGCAAAAACUUUGAAUAAAAAUAACUACUUCAUGUCUUUGUAAAUUAAAUAUCUAGUUCUUCAUGUCUAUGUUUAUUCUGAUUUAGCAACAAUUAAUUGAUAUUCUCAUUUUUUUUGUAAUCACAGAAUUGAACACAAUUACAGAAAUUUCAGGUAAUGCAUA
Mangifera indica (mango) is the source of this 4806-nucleotide messenger RNA. RefSeq names its product probable disease resistance protein At4g27220. The transcript is spliced from 13 exons. The coding region runs from base 400 to 3963 and encodes 1187 amino acids. Lineage: Eukaryota; Viridiplantae; Streptophyta; Magnoliopsida; Sapindales; Anacardiaceae. The record is from RefSeq and is a predicted model, not a curated record. Gene Ontology annotation, molecular function: ADP binding.